This is a messenger RNA of Coniophora puteana RWD-64-598 SS2, 1140 nucleotides long. RefSeq names its product acid protease. The record is from RefSeq and is a predicted model, not a curated record. Bases 1 to 1140 code for a protein of 379 amino acids. Gene Ontology annotation, biological process: proteolysis. The transcript is spliced from 8 exons. Gene Ontology annotation, molecular function: aspartic-type endopeptidase activity. Lineage: Eukaryota; Fungi; Basidiomycota; Agaricomycetes; Boletales; Coniophoraceae.
AUGCUAUCCCUCAUCCCUCUUGUCGCCUCUCCAUUCCUUCUCAGUGUAGUCGCCGCAUCCAGUCAUCAAAGAGUCGACCUUUUCAAGCGCUCGGGACUAUCUCAAGAUGGUGUUGCGGACAUACAGGCAAUCAACGACCAUCUGAACUACUUGGAAGAGAAGUAUCUGAACAACUUUGCUGCAUACGAGAAGAACACCGGUCUUCAACAUCCUUUGGCACCGGCCAGUCUCUCCCGACGCCAAGUCGCUAGUGAGCCUCUCAAACAUGCCCAUAAAUCUCACUGGUAUGGGUCGAUUCAGGUUGGAACCCCUCCUCAGACCUUCACUGUGGAUAUCGACACUGGCACUAGCGACUUCAUCGUUCCAAGCUCGUCGUGCUCUACCGGAUGCGAGGGUCAUAAGGCAUACGACCCCGCCAAGAGCUCAACGUCUCAUGAGCUCAACACGUCUUUUAAUCUCACAUAUGGGAACGGAACACCCCUCUCCGGCGAAGUCUACUCCGACGAUGUCACCCUCGUUGGCCUUUACGCGGCGAACCAGACAUUCGGUGCUGCUUCGCCUUACCCUAACGUAUUCAACUCCAGUCACUUCCCCGCAGACGGGCUGCUUGGCUUCGCUUUCGAGUCCAUCUCCGCGUACAACGGAUCUUCCUUGAGCUUGGGAGGUGUUAACGCGUCUAUCUACACGGGUGAUGCCACCUAUGUUCCGGUCGUGGGAGACUCGUUCUGGGAGGUUACUUCUGACGCCAUUCGAGGGAGCCAGAUAUUCGUGGCAGGCAACAUCUCCGCCAUCAUCGACUCUGGGUCUGCCGUAAUUGUUGGGCCUACCGACGACGUGGCCAAGUUCUAUGAGAUUGAAGACGGAACGGCGUCGCCUCAGCUUGGAGAAGGUCUUUACACAGUGGAGUGCGACAAGACCCCGGUCAUGUCGCUCUCGUUUGGUGGCCGACCAUUCUAUGUGUCAACGGAGACGUUCAGUCUGGGAUAUGUCCCGGGAACGAACAAUACACUAUGCGUAGGCGGGAUCGUGGCAAGUGAUGUCACGAAAGACUUCUGGAUUGUCGGAGAUGUUUUCAUGCAGAACGUUUACUCGGUCUUUGACUAUGGUAACAGGAGCGUUGGAUUUGCUUUGCUAUCGUGA